This is a messenger RNA of Spea bombifrons (plains spadefoot toad), 1129 nucleotides long. RefSeq names its product ring finger protein 113A (gene RNF113A). Lineage: Eukaryota; Metazoa; Chordata; Amphibia; Anura; Pelobatidae. Gene Ontology annotation, biological process: snoRNA splicing. Bases 76 to 1071 code for a protein of 331 amino acids. Gene Ontology annotation, cellular component: U2-type spliceosomal complex. The transcript is spliced from 10 exons. Gene Ontology annotation, molecular function: metal ion binding. The record is from RefSeq and is a predicted model, not a curated record.
UAGACCUGUUCAUGGUCGCGCGACGAUGACGUCACGCCGUUGAUGGCCGACCAAGUAUCUUAGAUCGGAGCAAAGAUGGCAGAACAGGGAACUACAACCACUGAGAAGGAUGGAGAUGCAAAGCCCCCGGUCUGCAGCUUUCUGUUUAAGAAAAGCACAAGGAAGUUUGCGGGGCGAAAAAGGAGAGAGGAAGAAAGGGGAAGCAGUGAUGAAGAUGGCGGUGGAGCUGUGAUCAGGAGGAAGAAGAAGCAGAUUGCAAACCCGAUGAUCCAGAAGAGUAAAUCCGGUACAAAGGAAGCGGCGGAUUACAAAGAAAGCAGUAGCGAGGAAGAGCUUGAAUCGUCAAAAGCCAUCACCGUGUCCUACAAAUCCAGCCGAUCAGCAAAACCGGUGGGUCCGGACGACAUGGGAGCCACGGCCACGUAUGAGCUGGACACGGAAAAAGACAAGGACGCUCAGGCCAUAUUUGAGAGAAGCCAGAAAGUCCAGGAGGAGCUGGAAGGAAAGGAAGAUGAUAAGAUAUAUCGGGGAAUGCACAACUACAAAAAGUUUGUGAAACCAAAAGAUACGUCUCUUGGAAACGCGUCUUCUGGCAUGGUGAGGAAGGGGCCAAUCCGUGCUCCUGACCACCUGAGAGCCACAGUGCGGUGGGAUUACCAGCCGGACAUCUGCAAGGAUUAUAAAGAGACUGGAUUUUGUGGGUUUGGAGACAGCUGCAAGUUUCUCCAUGACCGCUCAGACUACAAACAUGGCUGGCAGUUGGAACGGGAACUUGAAGAGGGCCGUUACGGAGCGAAUGAUGAGGAAAAUUACGAGGUGAGCAGCGACGAGGAAGAUCUGCCUUUUAAAUGUUUCAUCUGUAGGGAUUCCUUCAAGAACCCCAUCGUGACCAAGUGCAAACAUUACUUUUGUGAGGGCUGUGCGCUGCAGCAUUACCGCAAAUCCCAGCGCUGCUACGUAUGUAACACGCAGACGAACGGCGUCUUUAAUCCUGCUAAAGAUCUUCUUACAAAAAUGGAAAAGCUCAAAAAGGCCGAUGAAGACGCCGAAUCAUCAGAAGAGGGAGAAUAAUCCGGCCAGAAACUUCUGUAUAUAAAUGUUUUUUCUACUGAAUUAAACACUUAUAUAA